This is a messenger RNA of Caenorhabditis remanei, 492 nucleotides long. RefSeq lists its product as uncharacterized. The coding region runs from base 1 to 492 and encodes 163 amino acids. NCBI's taxonomy places the organism in Eukaryota, Metazoa, Nematoda, Chromadorea, Rhabditida, Rhabditidae. The transcript has 3 exons. The record is from RefSeq and is a predicted model, not a curated record.
AUGGCUGACAAAAAAUCAAUUAAUGUUUCGGCAAUAGGAACUAGCGCCGGAGCAUCAAUUGCUCCACCUCAAAGCCACUCCAAUUUCAUUGAUGCUGGAACAACAUCGCUGCUUAAUAAAGCCGGCGAACCAGCGUUUAAGUUGUCACUGAAUACAAGCAAAAUUGAAUUCAAGUGUACGGAUGACAGAAAACCCGCAUCAGUUUUCGUUAAAAUGCACAAUCCAACGUCUGAAACUGUUUCCUUCAAAGUUCGUUGUACAUCUGCAGAAAUCUUUCGUGUGCAACCUCCACUUGGGUUCGUCAAACCAAAUGAAACUGUCUCGAUUGUGAUUUGGUAUCAGAAUCAAGACAAAAGAGAUGAGAUGUUCAAAUCUCAUUAUUUCGCUUUCUAUCAUACUCGUAGUGAUGGACGGACUGCUCGUGAACUUUGGACUAAUUCGAAAGCUGAAGGUGUUCGUCGUAUCCCAGCUUCCUUCAUUUCUGCUAAGUAA